Molecule: messenger RNA, 9022 nt
Organism: Caenorhabditis auriculariae
Lineage: Eukaryota; Metazoa; Nematoda; Chromadorea; Rhabditida; Rhabditidae
Source: the annotation of a GenBank genome assembly
AUGAAGGUUUUUAACGAUUGAAUUAAUUUAAGGCAAUUGGAAUCAAAAAACCUGAAUUUUCGAGGCAAAUCGACUGAUUUUCCGUCCAAUUUUUCAGGCGACUACUCGAUUUAAUAGAAUGGACUAUAUUAUCAUCUUCAAAGGAAUUCUCGGGACCAAUAGCUUCUUCAGCAUUUUAUUUUGUGGAAUUAGAUUUUUAAUCGAUUCUAGAACGACUUUGGUUUUUUGUUUUAAUUUCAAAUGGUAAAAAAAUGUGCGGAGCUUUGCAGUACCUCAGGUUUUCAAAAUAAACGACCUAUUUUUACAAAUUGUUCAAAAUAAGAAGCAGAUUGAACAAUGAACAAAAUUUACAGGAAUCUCAGAUCGACGAGAUCCCAGGUUCGGGUCUGACGAUCCCAGAGGAGCGACGCCGCGAGUUAUUGGGCGUGACCAGCGAGGACGAGAUCUCGGAGAGCAUUUCCGAGCUCCCUUCCUUUGCCGGCAGCAAACCGCGCCGCAAGACCGAGGUAUAAUCAUAACCAGUUGAUUAGGCUGGGAAUUAUCGAUUUUUGAUCUGGAAAAAAGUUAUUGAUUUUUGGUCUGGAAAAAGUUGUCGAUUUUUGGUCUUGAAGUUGAUCAAUUUUGGAAACCCUUCCAUUCAGAGAACUUUUAUCGAAAUUUCAGGCUCUUUUGAAAACAUUAAAGCUCAAAAAUUAGUAGAAAAGGCAGUAACCGGGUUAAAUAUUGAGUUUGAAUCAAUUAGACGUCUCAUCGAUUUUUUUUUUCGUUCAAAAUAAAAUAAAAUAAUCUCUUUGAGAUGCAAAAUGACCUGUCAAUCAUCAAUUGAAAAAAAAGAUCAAUUUUCUUUUAAGAACUGAAGAAAGUCCUGUGGUUCUUAUGAAACUCAUUUUCUCAAAGAAAUUCGGUUUCCUGAGAUUUUUGGAAGUUUUUAAUAUUUAGGCCCUCAAAAUCUGUAACUGUUAGAUUUUAAUGGUCUCAAUUUGAAGAUAUUUUUACCUUUGAAAGUUGAGAGGUCUAUUUUUUGCCUUUUACGGCUCUGUACAAACAAGAAAAUUUUCACGUUUUGUCAAACUUCAUUCCUGUUUUUUCUUGCCCGCUUGCAUGUCUCUUUGUUAUCCUGUCAAAGUCUCAUGUCUCUUGUCAAUUUCCGUCCAAAUGUCCUUUUCAGUCGACGCGGGACGACGACGCGGCCAGCGGAAUGUACUCCCGCGACGCGUUGAGAAAGUCGUCGACGACGAGAACCGAGACGACGACUGUCCAGGUGUCCUUUGUCCAAUGUCCGUUCUCAUGUCCGUAUUUCAGGAAAAGACGCAACUUCGCAAAACGGUUAAACAGAACGACAAUGGCGAGGUCGACUUCAAGACACUGGUCAAGCUGAAGAAAGUCAAGAAAUCAGCGGGAGCUGGCAAAGAAGCUGACGGUGAAGAGAAAGCUUUCCCACUCGACCGGAACGAAUCGACCUCCAGCUUGUUCUCCAAUGAGUCCAGAAGCCGGAAAGGCUCUAUCGCUGGCCUGAAGGAUGACAAGUCCCAAGCACCCAAUCCUUUCGCCCAACUCAAAAAGACUGGUGGACUCGAAAAGUCCGACUCCACUGCCAGCAUCAAGAAGUUUGAGCUGAAGAAAACUUCGGCCAACAAGGUCGAAGAGCAGGAGUCAGGCUUCAAGGUUCAGCUGAAGAAGGUCGUGAAGAAGGAGUCGAGCGAGGUGAAAACGUCGCUCAAGGAGAGAAAUGGAACUGAUUCUGGAAUCGACACGACGGCCUUCAAGUUGGAGAAACGAGAGCGGACCAAGCUGCAGACCUAUGAGCGGACCGAGAGCCAGAGCAGCGAUGUAUGUGUUUUGUGUAUUUGGUUGCAUGAGAAGUUUGAUGGCCGCAUUUGGAAUAGUUUUUGAGAUUUAGACAUUCUUAUAUUUAUUAUUUUUUUCGGCAAUAUUAGGCACGUUUGGACAAAAUUGCAGCUCCCAAAAAGUUCGGCAUGACGACUUGCAGCUCCCAAAAAUUUUUUACAAUGAAUUUGCUAACCGGUCACCCUAGGGCCACACACAGAUCGAAAGAAAAUAUCCAUUCGUAAAUAAGAAUGUGCAUUUUUACAAUCUCAUAUUCUCAAUGAAAGUAAUUCUAACCCUGAUUUUCCCUAUAACUAAUGGAAUUUUCUGUUUAUGUGUAAGCUUGUCUAUCGAUUCCUUUUCCUUCUCUACCUGUCACUUUUAUUUUUACAAAUGACAAGAUGAAAAAAUAAUCUUAACUUGACCUUUUCCCCCCUACUCAAACCAACUAAAAAUCCGUUCCAGGACGCCGACAAGCCGAAGCGCGUCAGCAUCGCCGUCGACGAAGCCAACAGAGUAACGUCUUCUGAUUUCCUUCGGCAUCCCUCGAUUGACGUGCAACUAACCCUUCAAACCGACUCGAUAACAAAGUGCGUGCCUCCGAAUGUUGCAUCUAACAGUUUUUAUUCGCUCUUUUUUUCAGAAUAUUUCAUAAAUUUUUUUAUUUGUCAUGGUUUUUACAUUUUGUGUGACUUCCGAUUUCAGCAAGCCAAGACUGAGCCGAAAAAGUCGCCCGAACCAGCCGCCGCAGCACCUGCUGAUCCGAAAGCGGCGCUGAAAGGGCGACAAGUCGGCAAGAAGCCGUCGAUCGCGCCGAAAGAAGAGCCGAAGAACCUGCUGACCCAGGUCCAGCUCAAGAAGGUCGUCAAGGGCAAGAAGGAGGAGGCCGCCGAGGCGGACCCGUUCAAACUCCGGAAGGUCUCCAGCGGCAUCCGUCCUCCCGGCGGAGAUGACGACAGCCAGUCCGAGUCGGAAUCGCGCCGCGGGUCGAUCUUCGGCGAGAUGCGCCGAGGGUCCCGUGCCCCGCAAGACGGUCGUGAAGCUAGAGUGAGAAUGAUUGCUGAAGAUUGGGAUUUUGGGAGGGAUUGGAGUAGAAUGGUGGUGGUGGUUCUUGGGACCUAGCCAAUCAGGCUUGAAUUUGGCCAAAUCGUGGCUCUCUUUCCAAAUGAGUUUGAAAAUUCCUGGGGUUUAUUACUACUGAAGAUCUGAAAUCUGAAGUUGAUCAAUUUGGUCUAAAACUUCCUUGAGUUUAAGAAAAGUUCUGAAUUUCUCCAGUUCGGAUCUCACAUUUAUUAAAUUCAAUGGUUCGAAUGAUCUUCCAACUUUGAAUAGUCUUGGAAAAUCUUUAACUCUCAGAAUAGGUAGAAUCUCUGAGUUCAUAUUUUUCGAGGCUACUUUGCUUCAACUGGUAAUUCCGAUUUCAGAGGCUGAAACAUAAAAAAGAAAUAGACUUUUUGAAUUCAAAAAAAUCCUGCUCAUUUUGGUUUCAAGUAUUCUCUAUAACAGUUUUUUUCUUUUUGGUUUUUUUACUGCGAAUCGGCAAAAAUAAGUCUGAAAGAUGUUCAGAAAAAAAUAUAAUUAUAAUUUAAUAAUUUAUAGAAAUGUCCACCGCCACCAUUACUUCCAGAAAAAGUUUGAACAUUUUCGAAAAACUGGUCUUUUACGCUUCGCAUGAAAAUAUAGCUUUUUUUCUUUUCUUUCAUUAUUGAGUGACAUAAGCAUGUUUCAUAUUUUAUAUUCUUGAAAGUUUUCUAGAGAAAAACUUUUAUGAAUCGAUGAUUUUUAGAGACGCUCAAGUAUCGACAUGAGACGCGAAUCGGUGCAAGAAAUCAUGGAUAAGGUAAAUAUUUUUCUGGUUUGUAAAAUCGAAAAUUGGGCUUUUCUAUACUAUGAAUGAGUGAUGGUCGCUUUCAAAAAUGACAAAUUUGAACUGGACAUUUUAUUCUUUUCCAAUUCUCUUGAAAAUUGUUUUUUCAGCAUAGCUCAAAACUUCGAAUUUGAAAAAAAAUUAAGUUCCUUUUUUUAAGAAAAAAUUUUUUUAGGUGUCGACGCCGCUAGUCCCAAGCGGCGCCUCCGGCAGCGCUCCAAAAAUCGUCGAAGUCCCAGAAAAUGUCACCGUCGUUGAGAGUGAGUUCAGAAAGAGUCGUGAAUCAAGAUAACAUUUUGAAACGGUUUUCAAAAGGUUCUGAAAUGAUGAGAAGUUUUAGAAUAUGAAGGAAAAGCGUAAAUUUGGUUUGAAGUGGGUUUUUACUGAAAAACUGCAAUUAUUUGCCAGCCUUAAUUUUUAAUAUAAUCUCGUGGACCAAAAAAACUUCACAUUUAUUUCAAAAUUACAAAAUGCAGUCAAAAAUUCUGGUUCUGAAAAGUAGGCUUGCUUUAUUUCGGUCUGCUUAACUUUUUGGGAGCUGCAUUUUGGUCUGCUUAACUUUUUGAGGGCUGCAAAUUGGUAUUUUUAGCUUCCUCGAAAUCAAUUUCGGUCUGCUUAACUUUUUGGGAGCUGCAUUUUGGUCUGCUUAACUUUUUGGGAGCUGCAUUUCGGUAUUCUUAGAUUCUUUGAAAUCAUUUUUGGUCUGCUUAACUUUUUGGGAGCUGCAUUUUGGUAUUCUUAGCUUCUUUAAAAUCAAUUUUGGUCUGCUUAACUUUUUGGGAGCUGCAUUUUGGUCUGCUCAACUUUUUGGGAGCUGCAUUUUGGUCUGCUUAACUUUUUGGGAGCUGCAUUUUGGUCUGCUCAACUUUUUGGGAGCUGCAUUUUGGUCUGCUUAACUUUUUGAGGGCUGCAAAUUGGUAUUUUUAGCUUCCUCGAAAUCAAUUUCGGUCUGCUUAACUUUUUGGGAGCUGCAUUUUGGUCUGCUUAACUUUUUGGGAGCUGCAUUUCGGUAUUCUUAGAUUCUUUGAAAUCAUUUUUGGUCUGCUUAACUUUUUGGGAGCUGCAUUUUGGUAUUCUUAGCUUCUUUAAAAAUCAAUUUUUGGUCUGCUUAACUUUUUUUGGGAGCUGCAUUUUUGGUCUGCUCAACUUUUUUUGGGAGCUGCAUUUUUGGUCUGCUUAACUUUUUUGAGGGCUGCAAAUUGGUAUUUUUUUAGCUUCCUCGAAAUCAAUUUCGGUCUGCUUAACUUUUUGGGAGCUGCAUUUUGGUCUGCUUAACUUUUUGGGAGCUGCAUUUCGGUAUUCUUAGAUUCUUUGAAAUCAUUUUUGGUCUGCUUAACUUUUUGGGAGCUGCAUUUUGGUAUUCUUAGCUUCUUUAAAAUCAAUUUUGGUCUGCUUAACUUUUUGGGAGCUGCAUUUUGGUCUGCUCAACUUUUUGGGAGCUGCAUUUUGGUCUGCUUAACUUUUUGAGGGCUGCAAAUUGGUAUUUUUAGCUUCCUCGAAAUCAAUUUCGGUCUGCUUAACUUUUUGGGAGCUGCAUUUUGGUCUGCUUAACUUUUUGGGAGCUGCAUUUCGGUAUUCUUAGAUUCUUUGAAAUCAUUUUUUUGGUCUGCUUAACUUUUUGGGAGCUGCAUUUUGGUAUUCUUAGCUUCUUUAAAAUCAAUUUUGGUCUGCUUAACUUUUUGGGAGCUGCAUUUCGGUAUUCUUAGAUUCUUUGAAAUCAUUUUUGGUCUGCUUAACUUUUUGGGAGCUGCAUUUUGGUCUGCUCAACUUUUUGGGAGCUGCAUUUUGGUCUGCUUAGAUUCUUUGAAAUCAUUUUUGGUCUGCUUAACUUUUUGGGAGCUGCAUUUUGGUAUUCUUAGCUUCUUUAAAAUCAAUUUUGGUCUGCUUAACUUUUUGGGAGCUGCAUUUUGGUCUGCUCAACUUUUUGGGAGCUGCAUUUUGGUCUGCUUAACUUUUUGAGGGCUGCAAAUUGGUAUUUUUAGCUUCCUCGAAAUCAAUUUCGGUCUGCUUAACUUUUUGGGAGCUGCAUUUUGGUCUGCUUAACUUUUUGGGAGCUGCAUUUCGGUAUUCUUAGAUUCUUUGAAAUCAUUUUUGGUCUGCUUAACUUUUUGGGAGCUGCAUUUUGGUAUUCUUAGCUUCUUUAAAAUCAAUUUUGGUCUGCUUAACUUUUUGGGAGCUGCAUUUUCGGUAUUCUUAGAUUCUUUGAAAUCAUUUUUUUGGUCUGCUUAACUUUUUUGGGAGCUGCAUUUUGGUCUGCUCAACUUUUUUUGGGAGCUGCAUUUUGGUCUGCUUAACUUUUUGGGAGCUGCAUUUCGGUAUUCUUAGAUUCUUUGAAAUCAUUUUUGGUCUGCUUAACUUUUUGGGAGCUGCAUUUUGGUAUUCUUAGCUUCUUUAAAAUCAAUUUUGGUCUGCUUAACUUUUUGGGAGCUGCAUUUCGGUAUUCUUAGAUUCUUUGAAAUCAUUUUUGGUCUGCUUAACUUUUUGGGAGCUGCAUUUUGGUCUGCUCAACUUUUUGGGAGCUGCAUUUUGGUCUGCUUAGAUUCUUUGAAAUCAUUUUUUGGUCUGCUUAACUUUUUUGGGAGCUGCAUUUUUGGUAUUCUUAGCUUCUUUAAAAUCAAUUUUUGGUCUGCUUAACUUUUUUUGGGAGCUGCAUUUUGGUCUGCUCAACUUUUUUUGGGAGCUGCAUUUUUGGUCUGCUUAACUUUUUUUGAGGGCUGCAAAUUGGUAUUUUUUUAGCUUCCUCGAAAUCAAUUUUCGGUCUGCUUAACUUUUUUUGGGAGCUGCAUUUUUGGUCUGCUUAACUUUUUGGGAGCUGCAUUUUCGGUAUUCUUAGAUUCUUUGAAAAUCAUUUUUGGUCUGCUUAACUUUUUUUGGGAGCUGCAUUUUGGUAUUCUUAGCUUCUUUAAAAAUCAAUUUUUGGUCUGCUUAACUUUUUUUGGGAGCUGCAUUUCGGUAUUCUUAGAUUCUUUGAAAUCAUUUUUUUGGUCUGCUUAACUUUUUUUGGGAGCUGCAUUUUUGGUCUGCUCAACUUUUUGGGAGCUGCAUUUUUGGUCUGCUUAACUUUUUUUGAGGGCUGCAAUUUGGUAUUCUUUUAGCUUCUUUAAAAUCAAUUUUGGUCUGCUUAACUUUUUGGGAGCUGCAUUUCGGUAUUCUUAGAUUCUUUGAAAUCAUUUUUGGUCUGCUUAACUUUUUGAGGGCUGCAAAUUGGUAUUUUUAGCUUCCUUGAAAUCAAUUUUGGUCUGCUCAACUUUUGGGAGCUGCAUUUUGGUAUUCUUAGAUUCUUUGAAAUCAUUUUUGGUCUGCUUAACUUUUUGGGAGCUGCAUUUCGGUAUUUUUAGAUUCCUUGAAAUCAUUUUUGGUCUGCUUAACUUUUUGGGAGCUGCAUUUCGGUAUUCUUAGAUUCUUUGAAAUCAUUUUUGGUCUGCUUAACUUUUUGGGAGCUGCAUUUCGGUAUUUUUAGAUUCCUUGAAAUCAUUUUUGGUCUGCUUAACUUUUUGGGAGCUGCAUUUUGGUCUGCUCAACUUUUUGGGAGCUGCAUUUUUGGUAUUCUUAGCUUCUUUAAAAUCAAUUUUUGGUCUGCUUAACUUUUUUUGGGAGCUGCAUUUUUGGUAUUCUUAGCUUCUUUAAAAUCAAUUUUUGGUCUGCUCAACUUUUUGGGAGCUGCAUUUUUGGUAUUCUUAGCUUCUUUAAAAUCAAUUUUUGGUCUGCUUAACUUUUUUUGGGAGCUGCAUUUCGGUAUUCUUAGAUUCUUUGAAAAUCAUUUUUUUGGUCUGCUUAACUUUUUGGGAGCUGCAUUUCGGUAUUUUUUUAGAUUCCUUGAAAUCAUUUUUUUGGUCUGCUUAACUUUUUUUGGGAGCUGCAUUUUUGGUCUGCUCAACUUUUGGGAGCUGCAUUUUGGUAUUCUUAGCUUCUUUAAAAUCAAUUUAGGUCUGCUUAACUUUUUGGGAGCUGCAUUUUGGUAUUCUUAGCUUCUUUAAAAUCAAUUUUGGUCUGCUUAACUUUUUGGGAGCUGCAUUUUGGUCUGCUCAACUUUUUGGGAGCUGCAUUUUGGUCUGCUUAACUUUUUGAGGGCUGCAAAUUGGUAUUUUUAGCUUCCUUGAAAUCAAUUUUGGUCUGCUUAACUUUUUGGGAGCUGCAUUUCGGUAUUCUUAGAUUCUUUGAAAUCAUUUUUGGUCUGCUUAACUUUUUGGGAGCUGCAUUUUGGUCUGCUCAACUUUUGGGAGCUGCAUUUUGGUAUUCUUAGCUUCUUUAAAAUCAAUUUUGGUCUGCUUAACUUUUUGGGAGCUGCAUUUCGGUAUUCUUAGAUUCUUUGAAAUCAUUUUUGGUCUGCUUAACUUUUUGGGAGCUGCAUUUCGGUAUUUUUAGAUUCCUUGAAAUCAUUUUUGGUCUGCUUAACUUUUUGGGAGCUGCAUUUUGGUCUGCUCAACUUUUGGGAGCUGCAUUUUGGUAUUCUUAGCUUCUUUAAAAUCAAUUUUGGUCUGCUUAACUUUUUGGGAGCUGCAUUUUGGUAUUCUUAGCUUCUUUAAAAUCAAUUUUGGUCUGCUUAACUUUUUGGGAGCUGCAUUUUGGUCUGCUCAACUUUUUGGGAGCUGCAUUUUGGUCUGCUUAACUUUUUGAGGGCUGCAAAUUGGUAUUUUUAGCUUCCUUGAAAUCAAUUUUGGUCUGCUUAACUUUUUGGGAGCUGCAGUUUGGUCUGCUAAACUUUUUGGGAGCUGCAUUUUGGUCUGCUUAACUUUUUGAGGGCUGCAAAUUGAUAUUUUUAGCUUCCUUGAAAUCAAUUUCGGUCUGCUUAACUUUUUGGGAGCUGCAUUUUGGUCUGCUUAACUUUUGGAAGCUGCAAAUUGGCAAUCUUACAAAUUUAGAGCUUCCUCAGAAAACAAAACUUAUCAUUUUCGGUGAAAUUUACAGACGAAACGGCGAUCCUGACAUGCAAAGUCACGGGUAGUCCCGCCCCGACUUUCAAAUGGUUCAAAGGCAACCGCGAGGUGAUCAACGGCGGCCGCUUCAAACACAUCACCGAUGGAGAAGCCGGCACCGUCUCCCUCGCCAUGCUCAAGUGCCGAUCGCAAGUCCGUCCAUGAGUCAUAAUCCAUUUAUCUUCUCUUUAAAAUUGGAAAAAAAGAAUCAUUAUUAUCAUUGUCGAAUUUCACUCUGAUCAUUCAGGAUGAUGGUCCCUACACUCUUACGGUCGAAAACGCAAACGGCACUGACACCGCCGUCGUGAAGCUUCUGGUCACGGCCGAAGACGGCCUCGACUUUAGAUCAAUGUUGAAGCACAGGUAUGAAAAUAAGAGAAUAGAAUAUAUUCCUGUUCAUGGAAGAUGCUAA